This is a messenger RNA of Somion occarium, 4762 nucleotides long. Lineage: Eukaryota; Fungi; Basidiomycota; Agaricomycetes; Polyporales; Cerrenaceae. The record is from the annotation of a GenBank genome assembly.
CAAACGUUAACCUCUCCUUGUCUUCCUUCAUCUUCCACCUCCUUUGCCCCUUUAUCUCCGCCCCGCUACUUGGCAAAUGAAAUGUACUAGCAGAACACAUAAAACCCCUGAGGCCAUUGAAAAGGACUGCUGCUCAUCACAACUGAUGUCGCACACGCCUUAUCUGGCCUUAUGAACAACGAGCACUCCAAGGGGAACUUAGGUGCAUUGACAGGUCCGUCAUACAGCGAUGAAAGCUGCUUCUCGAUACUUCGGGGUCUUUUGGACAUGACCGGAAUAGCCCAACUUUACAGGUAAUAUGUCCCAUGAUCAUCGCGUCUGGAGGUUUGUUCAAUAUAGCCCAAGUCUGCAUCAUGAAGUCGUGUCUACAUCGAAUCAGGCAGCUGAACCCACAGCGGAAUACAGAGCACAAAUUUUCCACGAAAGAAGAUCGCCGGACUGGCAUGACAACGACGAGAUUUGGAUGGCCUCAUUGCAAAUACUCUUUCACUUAUACCACCACCUGAACGAUACCACGUCAGAACACAUUCUUUAAAACUUGCGAAGACCGACCUUGCUGGUUCAGGUCACCCUCCGCUCCUUUCCCACUGUCAUUUCGAGACGAAACUUCUUCGCUCUUAAGCAGCUCUUCGCCUCUUCUAGUUCAGAAACAAACAGGACCAAACCGAUACUUCGGCUAUUUUACUUGUUCCAAAUUGGGGGUACGUUGAUCUUUUUGAGCGCUGAAUAUUUCGACCGCGUCUCUACGAGGACUUGCCAACACGAGGCUUUCACCCUCCUCUAUCAGACACGCGGCUCUCGCGUUCAUCCAGUGAUCCAGCACUGUAGAGCCUGUUCUCUGCUCGAAGUGCCUGAUCCUCGCUGCUCAUCUGAGGGAAACUACCUCUUCGUCAUCUAAUCUCGCCUUGCUUUCUAACUCUCUACUCUCGCCUUUAAUCUACUUUUCUCGCUUGGCUUUGUAUGUCCGGGCUUACUUACGAACAUGUCACGACAACAGUACGAUCACAAUAGUUCUGCGGAGCCUACACCAAAAUCCUCUACCUCACGACGCAGCUGGGAGGCUCAGCGACUCAGUCAAGCACUAUACGGAAGCGAACAAGCAUCUUCAAGUCCUCGAUCUCCGCCGGCUGUACCUUCGUCAAGUUCGGAAGGUUACCCGAGUUGGCUUCCAAGACGUCCUCCCCCACCUGCACCCCGUUCCACUGUGCAUUCUGCUUCAGUGGCCGGUAUGUUCUCAGAGUCAGGACCAAGCGCCGGUGUUCCCGACCCCUUCGUUGGCGGGCGCAAGCCUACCCCACGCUCAGUGCGCAUUGUCAGCUUGCACAACUCGAUGCAAGGUGACAAGGAUCCAUACACACGUCGCGAGCCUACCGAUCAGUCUCGCAUCUCUGCUGCUGCUCACGCUAGGGUGUGGUCCCGUGCUACAAGUGCAGGACUGACACCUACGGUCUUCUCUACGACCCCACUCCAAACGAACGUUCCGAAGGCACGAUUUAGGUCUACGUCAUUUCAUCCAGAACUUUUGCGACACCCAUCGUGGAAGAUGCGUCUCUGCUUCUACUCGUUUCCUAUCUUCGUGCUUGCGCACUUACCUUUACAAACUUUCUUCGACUUCAACGCUGUAUUUAUAUUAUUGCUGGUUGCCAAGUUCCCCAAUCCUGCCGCCCCUGGCGUGCCUGGCACUGGACGGAAUUGGGCUUUGGGCGCUGCUGCUUACAUUGCUUGCUGGUUCACCCAAAUCUUUGUUGUCUUCCUGUUGUACGAACUUGUUUACUCCUUCAUCCGUCGUUGGAGAGUUAAGCGUCCUCUCAUCUUACCUCUGUAUCUCUCGUCUCCUGGUUUUAACUUCGUCUCCAUGACCUCCUACACCAACUUCUGCUUCAUGUAUUUCAUUCGUUCAUCUGCUUUUGCGCCCUUCGCAUCGACUUCAUCAUCUGUCUCUCAGCAUGAGGAACCUCCUCAUAGCGGCAGCCUCCGUGAUGGUCUUGCCGAGACUUUUUACUUCUAUUCUCAGAAUCUCCCAACAGUCGCUCUACUGGCGCCGCGUGCAACACUAUCUCUCGCACUCCUGCUCGCCUUCUCCUCCCCAUUGCCUUUCCCUCAAGGAGAUACAGGUAUCUUCAGUAAACGAGACGGCACGUUCUUCCGAGCGGAGGACGGAACGUUAACUAGUUAUGCUAGAGGAGUACUCAUCGCUAACGCUGCUUGGACAGCCUGGCGAAUCCUCGUACUACUGGUUAGCUGGAUUGGCCUAUGGGUCCUGAGCGGACAAGGCUGCGCCGGUCUCUGUGGGCCUCGAUAUAGAUGGGAAGAAGAAGAUAUGGCAGACCAUACCGCUGGUCCUUACUCCUUUGCGGAUAACGCCUCAGGUCACUUGGAUGCGCCUCUUCCUUGGACUUGGAGAGAAAUUACUGUGGUGCGAGUGUACGAGGCUUGGGACUUUUGUCUGACGAAUAAGAUGCCUUUGCGGUCUGGUCGUGAGCUGAGCGAAAAGACAGAUGAUGGAGAGCGAGGUAUGGCGUUUGAGGGCAUGGAUAAGGUAUUCGCUGCUGUCGGUUUGGGCGGAUCUCCUCAUCCUGCUCGGAGAGGUGUUCUAUCUGGAGAGUUAUUCGAAACCCCACAACAUGAUGAGAAGGAGGAAGCCGAUAUCGUACCUACGGAGAAAACGCAAGCCAGUGUCACACCUCCCCCUGCUGCACAAACAAGGGAGAAGAGAACGGGGUCAGCUGGCACAUCUGGACCUCUGAUGAAAUUACCCUAUCCAUUCACCGGACAUGGUGCUCAAGUAUCAUCAGAAGAUGUUGUUCCCUUCCCUCCAUCUCCCGUUCCAGCAGACGAGCAUUCAGGAGAGACGGCGGAUGAAGAGGUAGAAGAGGGAGAGGCGGAAGUGGAAGGCACCGAGUCUGGUGAUGAUGUUCCGUCCUCUGGGCGUCGAACUUCGGAGUCAAUGUCGAGUCUUGGUCGCCCGAUAACCUCUCGGUAUCCCUUCCAACAUCGCCGUCCCGGACGAGGUGGCAGUAUGUCCUCUGCCUCGCAGUUGGCACCUCCGACCAAUGUAUCCACUCCGAUAUCUCAUCACACUCACUCCUCCAACCCCUCGAGUUCUACUCAGUCUGAUUCAACGCGAAACUCGAGAUUCACUCAGUCCACUGGGAAUCGGGAGUCGUCGGACUCUCCGAUGUCAGCGGGGAGCUUGAGUCCAAUUCCUAUGCCCCCGGGGCACCCACGGGCACGUAGAACGAGAGCGGGAACAGUGCCUGCGUUUGGUUCGCCGCAAACGUCACCAUCUCCCGUGGCAUUCCCACUCGGCAGACCUCGUGCGCGUACUCGUACUGAGAGUUUGGCGACUGAAGCAUCUUCCACAUUCGGCGCAGGACCUAUUCCUCUGCCUGCAUUUGACUAUUCGGACGAAGAGGACGACGGUCACUACCAUCGGAACGAUGAGUCUCUGAUGGAUGUACCUGAAGCUGAAGGAAGUGUAGAGGAAGCGGAACAGCACGAUAGCGUUGGCUUACUCUCCGUUGGACCAAGUCCUCGGACGUCCUUGGUGAAUCUCCAUCAGUUUGGAAGCAGAAUGUCUCUUCAUCGACGAGCGACUGGAUCUCGGUCACGUUCCACUCACUCUCGUUCGAUGUCACGAUCGAGAACAAAUUCGGCAACUUCACGUUCGGACUCUGCUCGUUCCAGAGCACAAAGUCUCAUUCAGUCUCUGAAUGCCGCUUCAAGGAGUUCUUUAGACGUAGUGAGGUCUCGAGCUAGCUCGAUGGCGCGGUUGAGCGACUCACCGUAUUACUCGACUUCUCCCGAUCCCAUGCCCAGCAGUCCAGAGAACUACACGUUCGGUCACCCCAUGCGAGAGCAGUGGCGUGCAGCCGAAUCUUCUCGUCCGGAGAGCAGGCGAGACGACAUAUCUGAGGCGAUGGCGAUCCCUCUACCUCCCUCGGAGUCUAGUUCUUCAUCGGACUCGAGUUCAGAUGGCGGUUCUGAUGUGCAGGAUACUCUGCAUCAGGGAUAUCAACCUGCAUUGCGACCAGCACCAUCUGAUCUUUCGGGACACGCACCUUCUGAGCAGCAGCCAGAACGCAGCGGUGACACCCAACGCCUUCGGGUUCCUAUCCCCAUACCUGGGCCCCCACGUCAAGGUCGACCGUACUCCGAUAGCCAACCUGAUAUAAGUACGGCCAAUCCAUCGUUCGUCACUGCUCCUGCAACGAUCGAAGGACGCACGGAUACAUCUGGUCGCACACCGUCAAGCUGGGGUGGGAUAGAGCAUUAUGCCCCAGGCGGAACGUUGCCUCCUGCGUGAUAUCGUUUGUGCCUCGAGGAACUCACAUGGUGUUGUACUAACUACCCUCUGCCCUUGGCAUGGACCUCAUUUAUCGUAUUACAUUCAUCUGUAUAUUAUUCGUUCAUUAUGGUGUUUGGUGUGCGUAUAAUCACUGAACUAUCUCUUGCUACUUUCGGAUCCAUGCUUUGCAUCUUCACCUUAAAUUACAUAUCCCUGUUUACCCUUCAGCCGCCUUUCCCCUUGCGAAACCUUAAUUCACGCUCAUGAUCGUAGUAGGUAGUACUCGAGCAUAACUCUUUGAUGUGUGCCAAAAUAUACCUUCUACUUCCGUCCAACCAAGCGAGCUGUGAAUCGCAUUCCUUAUAAUCGUAAAGCAAUUGUGUUCAAGUAAUUUGUGAGGCUACAAUUGAGUAUCUGCACUUAAUGACUCUCGGAGUAGGCACAACAAUAAAGGUCAAAUGGUGUAAACAAGGA